This is a messenger RNA of Protopolystoma xenopodis, 798 nucleotides long. The record is from the annotation of a GenBank genome assembly. Lineage: Eukaryota; Metazoa; Platyhelminthes; Monogenea; Polystomatidea; Polystomatidae.
AUGGCCAUAAUGGUGGAAAACGGUGUUCCUCAUGCGAAAUUUUUUGAUACUGUUGAUCCUGAUGACUCGGAGUACAUUCGUCAGCUUUUAAGGCCCCCUGCAGUCACCGAAGAUGUUAGGCUCAUGGAACAGCGAGGGCGUGUUACCCUCGUUUUGCAUUCGGGCUCAUUCCGAAAUGAGUUGGAUAAGACUAUUGCGUCUCACAUGAAAUCUGGCCAACUAUCUGGCAGUCUCUUGGCUCUCAAGGAAAUAGCCGAUGUUCUUACACCUCAUACGAGAUUGGGCUUUUCUGCCUUCACGAGAUGUAGGAUCCGGAUGUUUAUCAUUUCAUUUUACCUCUUAGGUGCGACCAUGCCCGUCGUACCGGUCAACGACUUGCGUACCGGAGAAAAGCCAGUGUAUUCGAAAUUCGAGCGAAUGAUUCGCUGCAAAUUGGCAUCAACGUUUCGUUUAUCUGACCUUUUUCGUUGGAAUGUUAAUUCUUUAAAUCCCAUUACUGUACGGCUCAUGAUUUUAGCUCGUCUAGCGCGAGAAUCGGAGCAUUAUUUAGUCAAUCCUCAAGGCCUUCUCUUCCAUGAAAUCACUGCAUCUUCGCUCAUAAAACUUGAUAUCAAAGGUACCAUAAUUGACCAAGGCUCUACUGUACUGGGCAUUGAUAGGCCUGGUUGGAUGCUUCACGCCGCCAUUUACGAAUCUAGGCCAGACAUCCGUUGCAUCAUUUAUUUGAAUACUCCUGCAACUAUAGCAGUAAGUUCUUGUCGAAAUUCUAAUUUUCAUUUGCAUUUACCCAUACAUUGA